This is a messenger RNA of Thlaspi arvense, 1514 nucleotides long. Lineage: Eukaryota; Viridiplantae; Streptophyta; Magnoliopsida; Brassicales; Brassicaceae. The record is from the annotation of a GenBank genome assembly.
UAAAAACAGUGUCCAUUCUUGACCCGAAUUAAAUAAUUAUGUUUAUAUCAUCUCCUUAUUAAUCAAUCAGCAAAAAAAAAAAAGAAGACACAACAAGUCAUCUAUCUUUGUAGAUCAUCAUCAGAGCUUCAAUCGAUGGGAAGAAUUACAAGUUUUGCAGAUCUAAUCGGAAUAAUAAAAGACAAAGCUUCUCAAAGCAAAGCUGCUUUAGUCUCAUCAAACCCAAAAAGCAAAUCUCUCUCUUUCCAUCUCUCCGUCCUCCGUGCCACUACUCAUGACCCUUCAACUCCGCCGGGAAAUCGCCACCUUGCUCUUCUCCUUUCCGCCGGUACUGGCUCACGAGCUACUGCUGCUUCCGCCGUUGAAGCCAUCAUGGACCGACUUCACACCACCGGAGACGCCUGCGUCGCUCUCAAAUCUCUGAUCAUCGUCCACCACAUCGUCAAGCACGGUCGCUUCAUCCUCCAAGAUCAGCUCUCUGUUUUUCCGGCGUCCGGUGGCCGGAAUUAUCUCAAGCUUUCUGGUUUCAGAGACGAGAAAUCCCCUUUGAUGUGGGAGCUUUCUUCUUGGGUCCGAUGGUACGCUUUAUACCUUGAGCAUCUGUUAUCAACUUCAAGAGUCAUGGGGUUUUUCAUUUCUUCAACAUCGAGCACGGUCCACAAAGACGAAUACGAAGAGAUGGUUUCGUCUCUUACCAACACUGACUUGCUGCGUGAAGUCGACGCGCUCGUCGGUCUGCUAGAAGAAGCAUGUAAAAUUCCGGAUCUACCCUUUUCAGGAGGCAAACCUCUCGCCGUCAAAAUCACCCAAUUGGUCGGCGAAGACUACGUGUCUUCCAUCGACGAGCUUUACACGAGAUUCAACGAGUUUAAAGAGCGACCCGAUACUCUUAGCUUCGGAGAUUCGAUCGAGCUUCUCUGUGCUUUGAAGCGGCUCGAGAGUUGUAAAGAGAGAUUGUCUGAAAUCUGCCAUUGGAAUUGGAAGAAAGCUUGGCUCGAUGGGUUCUGGGGUUUGGUUCUUGAGGUCAAGGGCAUGGUUGGUAAUUUAGAGGGUAGCUAUGGGCGGAUUGAGAAAUCGAUUGUUGGGAUUGGGAGGAGAGAAAAAAGAUACGGAUCGGCUCGGUUUACUGAUCGGUUAGUUACUGGUUACGGUGAUGCUGUUCGGUUUUCUUCUGGUAGGUUUACUAAUGUUGAUAGGCCGUUUAAUUAUCCGGUUUCUUCUAGUCGAACGUUGUGUUAACGAACGAUUUUGACCGGCCAUCUUGUGAAAUUUUUAUUUUUUGGUCGGAUGUCUUGUGAAAUUCUAAAGACUAAAAAGAGGAAGAAUGUUGAACGAAAAAAAAUGAGAUAGAUGAAGAAUUUUGUCAAACAGAGUAAUGAUAAAGUGUUUUGAAUCUCGAAAAAGACGGUUUUCAGAAUAUUUCUAAUUCAGCCACCAUAAAGUCAAAGGCGCAGAUAGUUUAUUUCAUUAAUGUCUGGAUGUUGAUGUAUAUAUUAAGAAUGAUUAGAGGUUGG